UUUUUUUACUUGGAAAAAAAAUAUACAUAAUAAAAAAAUUUAAUUAAUCAACAACUUCAACUUAUUUAAUUUAAUGAAAUUUGUAAAUUUAUAAUAUUUAAAUAUCUAAUAAUAAAAUGACAAAUUCAGAAAAUGAUAGGCAUAAGCUAUUAAAUAUGGGAUUAUGCUCUGGUAAUUCUGAUUCCCCCAAUAUAUUUGAUCAGGAAAGUAAAUAUUCUAAUUAUAGUAUGUUUAAUUUAAGUAAAACAAUUAAUACUGAAAAAUAUAAAGAUAUAGAUGAAGAUACUGAUACAACAAAUAAUGCCCAGGUAGUAAAAGUUCCAUUAGUACAAGAAGUAAAUGUAAGAGAAAGAAUAAUUGAAGUUCCAGAAGUUCACUUAAAACAAAAAAUUAAACCCAAAGUCAUAGUAAAGGAUGUUAUUAGAAAAAUUCCAAAAGAGGAGAUUAUAUAUAAAGAGAAAAUUGUUGAAGUACCAGAAAUAAGGGUUAUAGAUAAAUAUGUAUCAAAACCAGUAACUAAAUAUAUUGAACGUAUUGUACCAAAAAUAGAAUACAAGGAAAUUAUAAAAGAGGUACCUAAGAUUGAAAUUCAAUAUGUUGAAAAGAUUGUUGAAGUUCCAGAAAUAAAAAUUGUUGAUAAAAUAGUUGAAGUACCAAAAAUACAUCAUAUAGUAAAAGAAGUACCAAAAAUAGAAGUAGAAGAUGUUCAAAUUGAAAAAAUUGUCCAAGUUCCAAAAGUAGAAAUACAACUUGUUGAGAAAGAGAGAUAUGUAUUAGGACCAGUUGAAUAUAUAGAUAUUCCUAUUGAAAGAAUUACGCUAAAACCUGUACCAUAUAUUAUUGAAAAAGUCGUUGAAGUUCCUGUUCCACAGGAAAUUGUGAUAGAAGUUCCUAUCUUUAAUCCAGUAGUUGGAGAUUUCAUUGAUAUACCUGUGGAUAUCCCAGUUACGGUAGAAAAAGUUGUAGAAGUUCCUGUUCAAGGUAGAAUUAUACCUGUUCCAGUAGAAGUUGAAAUUGAGAAAAUUGUAGAAGUACCAAUAGAAGUCCCUCAAGAACACAUUAGGGUAGUUUCUAAACAAGUUCCUCAAUUUGUUGAAAAGAUACGUACGGUGGAAGUUCCUCAAUUUCAAGAUGAGGUUGUUGAGGUUAAGCAGUAUGUGCCCUUUGUUAGACAUACCAUCAUAAAGCCUGUAGUGUCACAGGAGUUCAAAGAACUACCUCCUGUUGUUGAACAAGGUAGUGCUAGGUAUAUUAAGGAACCGCCACAAUAUUUAGAACCAGAAUAUGUGCAGGGUGAGGCUAUUGAGAUAGAUGAGGACACCCCCCUACCUGAGCCACCAGCCCCAAGGGUUAUAGCUGUCAGGCAGUCUGAUCAUCAAGAGGAAGGGUGUGAUCCUUUCUGA
Molecule: messenger RNA, 1403 nt
Organism: Cryptosporidium muris RN66
Lineage: Eukaryota; Apicomplexa; Conoidasida; Eucoccidiorida; Cryptosporidiidae
Exons: 1
Coding region: 117-1403 (428 amino acids)
Source: RefSeq, a predicted model, not a curated record